AUGAUUAAUGAUGCGGAAACGGACCAGAUAGCUCGGCAUAUUGCAACAUUACUUAAACAAUCUAGCACUACCACAAAGUUUUGGAAGCAAUUGAAGAUUGAUAAAAGUUAUGAAAGUGCCCGGGAGAGACUUCAGAAUAAAAAGCCUUCUGCGUUACAGUCUAUAUUCAAGGUAAAUUCUCAAGUUGAUGCACUACAUAUUUUGAAGGUUUUUAGAGCACAUCAAACCAUUCAAGUUUCUAGUGAAUUCAACCUUGAAAACUCUGGUUCAGACAUUCAAGAUCACAUAGUUGGUAAACUUAAUGAAAUAUUUGGAUGUGACUAUCCUAAAGUUGAAAAUACUAUAAUUACUGCGACAACAAUUGUAGAUGAUCAAUCGGACGAUUCAAAAUUCAUUUAUUUUAUCAGACAUUCUCUUUUAGAUUUUAUAGCUAACUUUAAAUAUACAACACCAAGGGCAUUAGAUAGGUCAAUGUAUGAAAGAUCAUAUAUUACAGGCAUAUCAGUUGUUAGAAUUUCUGACGAAAGAGAGAUACUAAAUGUAGAGGUCUUAGGACCACCAUUUAGAAGCACUAAAGACCACACUGUUGGAGAUGUUAAAAAGUUAUUGAUUAUGGCCGUCUGUAGUUUAUGUUAUUCCCUUGGCGACUAUUUAGAUUGUAGCGUUGAGGAUGCCAAAAAAGUUAAAUCAAAGAAGAAUACCGGCUCUAUUUGUUCAGAACAUAUCAUUCAACCAACACCUCUUGGUCCAUUUUGGACCGGUAAAUUUUCACCAAAAAACUUAACCUUUCCUAAUACUCAACCGACGAAUCGGUUAAAACGGAUUCUUUUUAGAUUAGAGAUUGAUGGCGAUGGUAUUAUGGAUGGGGACCUUCCUGCCUUUACAAUUAAUAUAUUUGACUCAGGCGAUGAAAAAAGUGCAGAGGCAAUGUAUGCCGAGGCAGUUAAGGAUACCUAUUUCGAUAACUCAUCAGACACAUCAUCUCUUAUUACGUCGAUUUUCCGAGCAAAUAGAUAUUUUAUAGGAAAGGCCAAUAACUAUCACAUUCGGAUGACCAGGAGGGUCACAAAUAGAAUAACACCAUCAUUCAAAGAUAAUUUCGGGUUUCAACCAAACCGUGACACACAAUCUUAUAUCACAACAAUCAUCUACCCCACGUCAAGGAAUUCUUCAUUCUUUGCACCGGGAGUGGCAGGGUUUAUGAUUGACCCUCAUAACUUUGUGCUUGAAACGCAGACAGAACAAAGGCAAUUUCUGUCUGUCAUUUCAAACGUAUUGGCUGUGGAGGGUGCAUUCUUUACACUCUAUACAUUUUUAUUUGGUGUUGGUCGAAUAAAACCAUUGGGCGUCAUGCACUUAAAGAAUUCUAAAACACAUGAUGGAUAUAAAAACACAUCAAUUCCACCAUCUUUAUUUUUAAAAAUUGAUGAAGGUAAUAGAACGUUAACAACAGAAGAACGACUUGAUCGUCUGACAGCGCUUAUUGUAAAACAUGUUAUUGAGAUAUCAGAAUUAGACGAAAAAUUGAAGAAUAACAGUGAUGCUAACCGAUGCUGGGAUGAAGAUUACUUAAAUUCUUAUGCAAAGAACAAUUUUCAAUUUUCACAACCUGCUCAAACUGAAAAUACAAAAAGUUCAGAAGAAGAACUUGAUUCUGAUGUAGUGAU
Entrophospora candida is the source of this 1667-nucleotide messenger RNA. The record is from the annotation of a GenBank genome assembly. NCBI's taxonomy places the organism in Eukaryota, Fungi, Glomeromycota, Glomeromycetes, Entrophosporales, Entrophosporaceae.